UGGGUCCGCGCAGCCGCGACGCAGGGUGGCGGGUACUGCGCACUUUUCGGUUGGCCAGCUCCGCUCCGGGAUCUCCUAGCAGACGGUCCCCGAGAUGAAGGGGGACCCGGGCGGGGGAGGAUAGAGCCGAGGCUGGAGAAUCGAUUGGCGUCUCCGCCCACCUUCCCGUUAACGCCUUCUGAAGGAUAGGUUGGAACGGCUCCUGGAUCCGAACUCGUUGAGGGCCAGGAGACAAAAUGUCAUCGCAUUUUUUGCCGAUAGCGCUGACUUCUGGAGAUAAAGCAAACGAUGACUCAGUCAAAAAGGAUGGGCCAUAUAAGAUCUUUUUCAAAGAUCUCUUUCUUUUCAAAGAAAAUGAAAUAGCAGCAAAGAAAAAGGAAAAAUUUAUGAACCGCAGCAUGAAAGUCCACCAAAAGUCUACUUUUUCAUCCCGAAUGAAGAGUCGUUCACAUCUGAGCCAAACAGUAUUCUACUCUGAGACAACUGGUGGCUCAUUUGAAAAAUUUGGGCUAGAUCCCACUCUUAUUCUCAGAUUAACAGAAGGUUCAGACACAAAAAGGACUAUCAACGAAUUUAUUACUGAUCAGAGAAACAGGUUUCUGCUUGAGUUUGCUUUGUUAACCAAAAGAAAUACAAUUAAAAGUCUUGAAGAACACAUAGCAACGAAGGAAAAGCAACUCAUGAAAGCAGAAAACAAGCUUCAAGAAGACGCAAUGGCCUUCGAAGAGUUCCUUCGAGAAAAUGACCAGAGAUCUGUAGAUGCUCUUAAAAUUGCAGCACAAGAAACUAUAAACAAACUCCAAAUGACAGCAGAACUAAAAAAGGCAAGUAUGGAGAUACAAGCAGUGAAAAGUGAAAUGGCAAAAACAGAAUUCCUCCUUAGAGAGUAUAUGAAAUAUGGAUUUUUUCUGCUGAAAUUGUCUCCAAAACAUUGGCAAAUCCAGCAAAAGAUGAAAAGGGUCCAGGUGUCAAAGAGUAAAGAAAAUAUGAAUGUCACUCUUCCAAAAAUAUUAACAAAACAAGAUACAAAGAAAAAAGAGGGCAAUAUUGAGGAGCCCAGGAGGACAUCAUUUUCAGAAGACUAUUCUCUGGGAAAAGCUAGCCAAGGAAAACCACACAAGAAGUCCACUCUCAUCCUAGAGAACAAGAAAUCAUCCUUAUCAAACCAAGCUGAAAGUAUCAGUUCAGAAGACAGUUUGGAAUUCUUUUUAGAUGAUGAUAUAGACUAUGACCUGGAGCCAGAGCUUUAUUUCAAAGAACCAGAAGAGUUACUUCAAGUCUUCACAGAGCUGGAAGAGCAGAAUCUUACUUUGGUACAAUAUUCCCAAGAUGUAGAUGAAAAUCUUGAAGAUGUAAAUAAAAGAGAAAAAUUUAUACAGGAUAAAAUAAAUAACAACAUAGAGUUUCUUUUGAAGCACAAGAAAAUGCUUCAAGCUAACUGUGUGAGAGAAGAGGAAAAAGCAGCAGAACUGGAAUUAAGGUCCAGGCUAUUUAGUUUUGGACAAUUUAAUUCAGAUGCCCAGAAGCAGGCAUGGGGGCAGCAUGCUACCCGGAGACCGACUUACUUGGCCCAGCAGUUUAUUGAGAUCCUCUUAACUGCGAAUGCCAGGUACAAAGAGGAGACAGAGAAUGAGAAUAUUCUUAAGGUACCAAAACACGUUACCUACAAGCUCGAGCAUCUCUACCAACAGUUAAGACGGAGCAGUGGCCAGGAAAAACUGAUAGAAUCUCUCAGCAAAAAAAUUAAUCAAGUAUACAAAGUCUGCAUUGGAGAUGGGGAGGUUGGCAGCCUCAACCCAGUUCAAAAACUGGUAAAAGUAGAGUCUCGCCUGGUGGAACUGAGUGAUCUCAUUGAAUCCAUUCCCAAAGAAAAUGUGGAGGCAAUUGAGAGGAUAAAACAGAAAGAACGGCGGCAAAAAUUGCGUGAAGAGAAACUUAAGGAAAAACAAAAACACCAGGAGGAAAGGCUAAAAGCUGCUCUGGAAAGAGCAGUAGCACAACCAAAGAAAAAGCUGGGGAGACGACUUGUCUAUCGCUCAAAACCUCCAUCUGGUAAUAAACAAGAACUAUUUUUAGUCAAGGAUACAAGAACAAAAUCACUAGAGGAAGAAUAUUUUUUCACUUGAAUAGGAGCAGUAAGACAUUUAUUAUCGGCAUAUUUUGUAGAUUUGGUUUUCAGUAAUGGCAAUAUUCUGCCCCAUAUGCUGGCCUAUCCAAUUUGAGGAAAACAGGCCCUUAUUCUAAAGGUUAUAGGAUUGGGAAUGUGAGUUAUUUCCUUUGUUGAAGUGUUUUAUUAUCAUAUCCUAAGUAUUAUUCUAUAUAGCUAAACAUUUGUAUCUAUACUUUGAGUUGUCCCAGUUGGGGAUAUCAAUCCAAAGUUACUUUACUGAUGUAACUAUAUGUUGAAUGGCCAUUAAAGUGUAAUAAUGGCAUUCUCUGACAACAUGAGACUUUAAAUGAUCUAUUUUUUUUUUCAACCAGUCCACAGGAAAGUUCAUAGUAUAUAUUUUAUCACUGUGGAGUAUACAUUUUAACAAUGUAUAAAAUAUCUAAAAGGUUUUGAGGAGUUUAAAACUUAAAUGAAAACUACUAGAUUAUGUUCUCAGAACAUAAGUGUAAGACUGGUUUGUAAUUCACAGUUAAGGAACUCUGCUCAGAAAACUUAAUUCUGUUAAGUGAACAAACCAUACGCCUUCAGCCCAAAUGUCAGUUCACAAUUUCUGUUGUACUCUAUAUCCACAAUCAUUAUUUCAGGUGAUGUUUCAAUUUUAGCUAUAAUAUGUACAUUAUUUAGCUUACAUUGAUAGAGAAUUAACAUGUAAUUUGUUGACUACUAAGUAAAAUAAUACGGUUUAUAUUAAUUCUAAGAAAAUAUUUAACUUUAUACAUGUCAAAAGUGGCUCAAAAGUAACAAAAA
Equus caballus (horse) is the source of this 2917-nucleotide messenger RNA. RefSeq names its product coiled-coil domain containing 38 (gene CCDC38). The record is from RefSeq and is a predicted model, not a curated record. Gene Ontology annotation, cellular component: centrosome. NCBI's taxonomy places the organism in Eukaryota, Metazoa, Chordata, Mammalia, Perissodactyla, Equidae.